AUGGUACGUCGGGUGCCCACCCCAUCCCUCCUCACGUACCCACCAUCCUUUUCUUCUUCUUCUUCUUCUGCUUCUGCUUCUGCUUCUUCUUCUUCUUCUUCUUCUUCUUCUUCUUCUCCGGAGAACGUUUCCAGCACUCUAACCAGGCCUCAGUCAGUCAGUCAGCCAGCCAAGCCAGCCAGCCAGCCAGCCAGCCAACCAACCAGCCACCACCUUCGACGUUGGCGUCCCCCAGCCUCACAACCACCCACUCUACACCUAUCCUAUCCUCAUCCCUUAUCCACAUCCACAUCCACAUCCCUCAUUCCUGUUACCCAUCCAUCCCCAUACUACCACCCCACCCAACCCUUACUCCUCGCGAGAAGCUCAAAUGUGUCUAAUGAACCGGCUUGUGUGCUUAUAUCUGCGGCUCCUCUAACCGCUUUAUACGGGCAUUAGUUCGCAGGAUAUACGCCAAGUAAAUAAUGUGGCGGAAAUAAAAACACCAAGAGAGAGAGAGAGAGAGAGAGAGAGAGAGAGAGAGAGAGAGAAAGA
Messenger RNA from Vespa crabro (European hornet), 534 nucleotides. Its product is annotated as putative protein TPRXL. The transcript is spliced from 3 exons. The record is from RefSeq and is a predicted model, not a curated record. Lineage: Eukaryota; Metazoa; Arthropoda; Insecta; Hymenoptera; Vespidae. Bases 1 to 438 code for a protein of 145 amino acids.